Sesamum indicum (sesame) is the source of this 3270-nucleotide messenger RNA. Its product is annotated as ATPase 8, plasma membrane-type. Gene Ontology annotation, molecular function: ATP binding; ATP hydrolysis activity; P-type proton-exporting transporter activity. NCBI's taxonomy places the organism in Eukaryota, Viridiplantae, Streptophyta, Magnoliopsida, Lamiales, Pedaliaceae. Gene Ontology annotation, biological process: proton export across plasma membrane. The record is from RefSeq and is a predicted model, not a curated record. Gene Ontology annotation, cellular component: membrane.
GAUGGGCGUUCUGAGUACCUCAGCCUCUCAAAUAAUACCCUCUUGUGUGUGUUUUCAUUGCAUGGGGGGCUGAAUAGAGAGCUAGGUGUAAAAAGAAAAGUGUAAACAAAAAAAUAAUAAGGGAGGAGGAUAGAGAGAUUAUUUGCCCUCUCAAUCUUUCUUCCUGAACUGGGUUCCUCUUUUUCUUGUUAUUGAGCAACGAAAAGAUGGCCUCCGAUAUUUCUUUAGAAGCGAUCAAGAACGAGACGGUUGACCUUGAACAUGUCCCGAUUGAGGAAGUGUUCAACGAGCUAAAAUGUUCAAAGGAUGGUUUGACAUCUGCAGAAGGGGCAAAGAGGCUGGAGAUUUUUGGCCCCAACAAGCUUGAGGAGAAGAAAGAGAACAAACUGCUCAAGUUCUUGGGCUUUAUGUGGAAUCCUCUCUCAUGGGUUAUGGAGAUUGCUGCGAUCAUGGCCAUUGCUCUGGCCAAUGGAGGGGGGAAGCCUACAGAUUGGCCAGAUUUCGUCGGUAUUGUUGUCCUGCUGUUUAUCAACUCAACCAUUAGUUUCAUUGAAGAAAACAAUGCAGGAAAUGCUGCUGCUGCUCUUAUGGCUGGCCUUGCCCCAAAAACUAAGGUUUUGAGAGAUGGAAAGUGGAGUGAACAGGAAGCUUCAAUCCUGGUUCCAGGAGACUUGAUCAGUAUCAAGUUGGGAGAUAUUAUCCCAGCCGAUGCUCGUCUCUUAGAGGGUGAUCCCCUGAAGAUUGAUCAAUCAGCUCUCACCGGAGAGUCCCUACCUGUAACCAAGCACCAAUUCGAAGAAGUGUACUCUGGUUCCACUGUCAAGCAAGGUGAGAUCGAGGCUGUCGUUAUUGCCACUGGCGUCCACACCUUUUUCGGCAAGGCUGCCCAUCUUGUUGAUAGCACCAACAAUGUCGGACACUUCCAGCAGGUGUUGACUUCCAUUGGAAACUUCUGUAUUUGCUCCAUUGCAUUGGGGAUGUUGGUUGAGAUUAUAGUGAUGUACCCGAUCCAGCACAGGAAGUACAGAGACGGAAUUGACAAUCUACUUGUGCUGCUCAUUGGUGGUAUCCCAAUUGCCAUGCCAACUGUCUUGUCUGUGACAAUGGCUAUCGGAUCUCAUCGGCUAUCCCAACAGGGUGCCAUUACUAAGAGGAUGACUGCCAUUGAGGAGAUGGCAGGCAUGGAUGUGCUCUGCAGUGACAAGACCGGAACUCUUACCUUGAACAAGCUUACAGUGGACAAAUCGUUGAUUGAAGUAUUCCCAAAAGGUGUGGAUGCAGACACUGUUGUCUUGCUUGCUGCCAGGGCUUCCAGGAUUGAGAACCAGGAUGCUAUUGAUGCUUCAAUUGUUAACAUGCUAAGUGAUCCAAAGGAGGCAAGAGCCGGAAUCACAGAGGUGCAUUUCCUGCCCUUCAAUCCAGUGGAAAAGCGCACUGCUAUUACCUAUUAUGACAACAACGGAGACUGGCACAGAUGCAGCAAGGGUGCUCCUGAGCAGAUCAUCGAACUUUGUGAGCUCAAAGGGGAGAAUCUGAGGAAGGCUCAUGAAAUCAUUGACAACUUUGCCAACCGUGGUCUUCGUUCUCUUGGUGUUGCACGACAGACGAUCCCAGAGAAGACAAAAGAGAGUGCUGGUGGACCAUGGGAAUUUGUUGGCUUGUUGCCGCUGUUUGACCCUCCAAGGCAUGACAGUGCCGAGACCAUCAGAAAAGCUCUUGACCUUGGUGUCAAUGUGAAGAUGAUUACCGGUGACCAGCUAGCCAUCGGUAAAGAGACCGGUCGUAGACUUGGUAUGGGCACCAACAUGUACCCAUCUUCUACCCUUCUCGGCCAGAGCAAGGAUGAGUCCAUUGCUUCAAUCCCUGUUGAUGAACUCAUUGAGAAGGCAGAUGGCUUUGCGGGAGUCUUCCCAGAACAUAAAUACGAGAUCGUCAAAAAACUUCAAGAGAGAAACCACAUCUGUGGUAUGACUGGAGAUGGUGUGAAUGAUGCACCGGCACUUAAAAAGGCCGAUAUUGGCAUUGCUGUUGCUGAUGCAACUGAUGCUGCUAGGAGCGCGUCGGACAUUGUUUUGACUGAGCCUGGACUUAGCGUGAUCGUGAGCGCAGUCCUAACCAGCCGAGCCAUCUUCCAGAGGAUGAAGAAUUACACCAUUUAUGCGGUUUCCAUCACAAUCCGUAUUGUGAUGGGAUUCUUGCUAAUUGCCCUCAUCUGGAAGUUUGACUUCUCGCCUUUCAUGGUUUUGAUCAUUGCAGUCCUCAAUGAUGGAACCAUCAUGACCAUAUCUAAAGACCGCGUGAAGCCGUCUCCCCUGCCCGACUCGUGGAAGCUUCAGGAAAUCUUUUGCACUGGCAUUGUGCUUGGAACAUACAUGGCUAUCAUGACCGUGGUCUUCUUCUACCUGGCAUCUGACACUGACUUCUUCUCCAACACCUUCGGUGUGAGAUCUCUCAGGGGCAAGCCAGAUGAGCUGACUGCUGCCCUCUACCUUCAAGUGAGCAUCAUCAGUCAAGCGCUCAUCUUCGUGAUAAGAUCACGAAGCUGGUCAUUCGUAGAACGUCCUGGUUGCUUGCUCAUUACUGCUUUCUUGCUAGCCCAGUUGUUGGCUACAAUUAUCGCUGUAUAUGCACACUGGGGGUUUGCACGAAUUCAAGGCAUCGGAUGGGGCUGGGGUGGAGUCAUCUGGGUCUACAGCAUCAUCACCUACUUCCCACUCGACAUUCUAAAGUUCAUCAUUCGUUUUGCUUUGAGUGGCAAAGCCUGGGAUUCCAUGAUCGAGAACAAAACUGCUUUCACAACCAAGAAGGACUAUGGAAAGGGCGAGAGAGAAGCACAGUGGGCAGUGGCUCAACGUACCCUUCAUGGUCUCUCCACUCCUGACGCUUCCACCGCCCUCCUCCACGACAAGAACUACCGUGAACUCUCUGAAAUCGCUGAGCAGGCGAGGAGGAGAGCCGAAGUUGCAAGGCUGAGGGAGUUGCACACCCUUAAGGGACACGUCGAGUCAGUCGUCAAGCUGAAGGGCCUUGACAUUGAGACCAUUCAACAACAUUACACUGUGUAAAAGAGCUGAUUGAUAGUCACAGUUUUGGGAAAUGGAAUGUGAAGAUGAGAGGAACAUGGAAGUGAAGGAGGAUUGACAUAUAACAUUUUGUUUUUUUAACUUUAGAGAUGUUCAAAGAUAGGGCUCUACUCUGUGCUCCAUUGUUUUUAUUUAUUUAUUUAUUUUUAUGAAAAAUAAUUUUUUAUGUAUUUAUUUUUCAGAAUAA